This is a messenger RNA of Megalops cyprinoides (Indo-Pacific tarpon), 1600 nucleotides long. Its product is annotated as mannose-binding protein C-like. The transcript has 5 exons. Lineage: Eukaryota; Metazoa; Chordata; Actinopteri; Elopiformes; Megalopidae. Gene Ontology annotation, cellular component: multivesicular body; rough endoplasmic reticulum. The record is from RefSeq and is a predicted model, not a curated record. The coding region runs from base 122 to 892 and encodes 256 amino acids.
UAAGUGAGCGCUGUUCUGUUCUCACACAGUGUCCUAACCCGUGUCUCUGAAAAAGAGGUCCAUACUAAAGUUUUUGGUGGUUUCCAGGUUGCAUGCUGUGUGACUUCACAGUGAACACUACAUGGCAAUGUCAAGACUGUCCGCUGUGUGUGCGCUCACCCUAUUGGUUCUUCCUGUGAUGGCUCAAGAGCAAGCCCCUCCAAAAGAAUGCUGUGCUGGCUAUCCAGGGGCUCCAGGACAAAACGGUUUCCCUGGGAGAGACGGCAGAGAUGGGAGAGACGGAAAAGAAGGGGUCCCUGGACCAAAGGGAGAGAAAGGAGAUGCAGGGGUUGCGGUUACAGGUCCUCCAGGCAAAGCAGGUCCAGCUGGUCCAGAAGGGUUGAAAGGGCAGAAAGGUGAACCAGGACCUGCAGGUACAGAAACUCCAAGCUCCAGCCUAAUCACACAACUGCAGAACGAACUUAAAGCACUGAAAACCAGACUGUCUAAACUUGAGACAGCUACGAGUUUCCGUGAUUUCAAGAGGGUCGGCAACAAGUACUACAUGUCUGAGAGAGUGACGGCAGAUUUCGAUCAGGGCGUGACUCUAUGCAGGGACUUCGGCGCGACUCUUGCCCUGCCUAGAAACACUGCUGAAAACCAGGCCCUUGCCAAGUUCAUCGCUCUCACUGAUUCCAAAUAUGCCUUCUUGGGAGCAACUGACAGGGAGACAGAUGGGCAGUUUCUGGACUUGGAAGAGACGCCUGUGAAGUUCACCAGCUGGGGCACAGGUGAACCCAACAACUAUGGGGGCUCUGAAGAGUGUAUUGUCCAAAGCACCAGCACAAAUUGGAUUGAUGUAAAGUGCAGUGCAAAACACCUCAUUGUUUGUGAGAUAGAAUACUCUGCAUAGAGUGAACUCAGCUUAUAACAGUUACUGACAAGAGAAUCAACAGUAUAUAUUGAUUAACUAACACUAACACUGGGACAGAAUCCCUCCUAUACUAAGACUGUUAAACACUGCACUUGUAAGGAUCAAGUAAUUUGCUAAUAAGAUGAAGUGAAAAAGCCAUUCAGAAUUUGAAUACAGUGUAUCUCAUAUCUACACAAUUACUGAAGCUGUUUCAUUAUUUUAAAUAGAACAAGAUUUAGUGGUAUAGCAAAGAUCCAGGAUGCCAGUCAACAUGGCAACAUGGCUGUGCCCCAAGCCACACAUUAGCAUACUGCUUACUGAAGUACUGCAUACUGCACAUUCUCUGCUAAAUCUUUUAGUUCAUAUUAAUAAGUACACAAGUGCACAGUGCAUAAAUUAUGAAUGCACUUUUUCUCCACAUUUGCAUGUCAACAAAUGCUAGAGAGACUAGCUAGCUAGUGAUGGUAUUUUACUCUCAUCAUAAAUGCCACAGCUGGAAAGUUUCUCAUACUGCUUGACAGUGCAUCAAAUGAUCUAUGAUAGCUUGAUACUGAUUGAAGACAAAUGUGAUAUUUGGUAAACAAUAGACAGAUACUUGCACAAAACACGCACUCAAUUGUACCUUUGUUUGGCUGAGAAUCUGAGAAAUGUAAGCUUCUCUGCUCCACUGUAUUGCAUCACACUGAUUGCCUGUGGUUUCAUAGUGAU